Messenger RNA from Nicotiana tabacum (common tobacco), 1280 nucleotides. The record is from RefSeq and is a predicted model, not a curated record. Lineage: Eukaryota; Viridiplantae; Streptophyta; Magnoliopsida; Solanales; Solanaceae.
GAAAAGGAAAAAGAAUAAAUAAAAAGGCAAAAAAGAAAAAGGCCGUGAAAAAAAGGUGAAAAUAGGAGAAGAAAAUAUCAGGAAUAGCCGUGAAUCGAGAGAGCGGAGAAUGUCGUCGGAACCACCGCCAUUCCAAGAAGCUUCACGUUGUGAUGUCUGCAGUUGCAGCUUCAACACUUUCCGGCGACGGCACCACUGCAGAUGUUGCGGCCGAACAUUGUGUGCUGAACAUUCAGCAAAUCAGAUGGCCUUACCACAAUUUGGUCUUCACUCAAGUGUUAGAGUUUGUGCAGAUUGUUUUAAUAACUCCUCGCGUAGACCCAUUGGAGAUGGCAUGGUAGCUUCUUCAGAUGAAGUCAGUGCCCUGAAAGAUUCAUUUUCAGCUUUAGAUGUCGGUGCCGUUGCAGAUAUCAAAACUGAAGAUACUGUCAAGCAAACUCCUGCGGUAGACAUCGCAGAAUGCAAAUGUGGGAUGCCUUUGUGUAUAUGUCAAGUCACAGCUACACCAACAACAUCCGUCACUCCACAGAGCAAAACUAUGCCAAAUUCGAUAGUAAACACAAAUCCAAAGCCAAAGAAGGAAAAUAGAAUUCCAACAAGUAGAGGUUCAACAUCAAACAACAAGCAAGGUACAACUUUCAAUACUGGUCCAGCUACCAGCUGCAGUAUGGAGACAAUGUCAGCGGAUUACGAAGUCAGUGGGGAGGGUUUAAGAGAAGCAAUAAAAAAUGGUGAUGUCAGUGCGGCAAAGAAGCUUCUAAGUCAGGGAGUUGAUGCAAAUUACCUUGACAAGCAAGGAUCAUCAUUGUUACAUCUGGCGGCGGUAUUCAAUCGAACUGAAAUAGCAUUUUCCCUCAUGGAGAGUGGAGCUAGUUUGUACUGCAAAAAUUCACAAGGUGAAACACCACUGGAUUGUGCUCCUGCCACAUUGCAAUUCAAGAUGAAAAAGAAGAUGGAAGAGAGUGGGCAGUAACUUUUCAUUCGAAAGCAACACUUCUCCAAAUCAGGCUACAAGAAGUUCAAAGAAGGGUGAUCUCUAACCUAUUUGUGUGUCAUAUCUUUGUACCCUAGCAAACGGCUACAAUAAGAUGUCAGCAGUUUCAAGGAAGUAAUCUUUGUCCCUUUAAUGUGUGUCAUAUAUUUGUACCUACGCAAUAGAUGACUCAGUUUCAGUUUCUUGGUUAAUCUCUUAUUGGUGUUACCUUAAGUUUACGACUGCUGGGAGUGGUUCUUUUCAAAAUUAUCCUCCACCAACCAGAUCAAGAUUUCCUAGUUUUCUA